AACUCAUCAUCUUCAUCCUCAUUCAUAUGAACCCUUGAUUUCCUGGCUUUAAUCUGUUAAUGAAUCUUUCAAGAAAAAAAAGCAAUCCAUCCCACCAUCAAAGGUAAACUUCCGAUCGAGAGUUUAUGAAUCUUUUUCGUUAUAAUUCAUCGUCCGUACAGUUUCAUCUCUUUGAAAGAUUCCCAAUUUGAAAUCCGAGUGAAUUUAGGGUUUUUUCUUGUAGAAUUUGGUAAACCCACAAGCUGUAUAUGAAGAAAACAAACCAGUGUUUCCGACUGAGAAUUUAUGAAUCUUUUUCGUUGUAAUUCAUCGUUCCUACAAUUUCAUCUAUUUGAGAGUUUCCCAAUUUGAAAUCCGAGUGAAUUUAGGGGUUUUUUUUUUCUUGUUGAAUUGCGUAAACCCAGAAUUGAAAUUGGAUAUUUCUAGCUGUAUAUGAAGAAAAUUUACCUGUUUCGUAAUUGGGGAAGAUGAAAUUAGGGUCUUGAUUGAGGUUUCUUGUUUGUUGAUUUAGAAAGAUUGGUUUUCACGUUAGGCUUUUUGAUAAUGGUGGUUGGGAUUAGGGAGGAAUCGUCUGAUUCUGGGUCUAGAGAUUUAAUGACCCAAUUGGUUAUGAUGGGUUGUUCUUUUGGGGGAAGUCGGUCAAGGAAUACGAGCCCGAUGGCUCGAGCCAUAGGAUCAAGAAACAUUAGCCCAUCUAGACAGAAGACAGUCAAGACUAAACCAAGGGGUUUAGAUGAAGAAAUGAUUGCUAAAUUUCCCAAAACUCCUCACCCAGAUGUUCGAAUGGAAGACGAUAUCUGGGCUAUGUUACCCGAAGAUUUACUGAAUGAAAUCCUGGCUCGGGUUCCACCUUUCAUGAUCUUUCGCCUUCGAUCCGUUUGCAAAAGAUGGAAUUCGAUCUUACAAGAUAACGGGUUUCUUAAGUUCCAUUCUCAAGUUCCAUCCCAUGGGCCAUGCCUUUUAACAUUUUGCAAGAAUUCACAAUCUCAGACACCAAAUUGUUCGGUUUUCAGCUUGCCAUUGAAACAAUGGUACAGAAUUCCGUUCACAUUCCUGCCCCAAUGGGCGUUCUGGAUCGUUGGAUCAUCCGGCGGGCUUGUUUGCUUUUCGGGUCUUGAUGGGUUAACUUUUCGAACCUUGGUCUGUAAUCCCUUGACACAAAAAUGGAGAAUCCUACCAAAAAUGCAUAACAAUCAGCAACGACAGUUGAGCAUGGUUGUUUACAGAAAGCAAAGAUCUUUCAAGAUUAUUGCUGCAAACGAUCUUUAUGGUGACAAAUCUUUGCCUACCGAAGUUUUCGACUCAAACCUUGGCAGAUGGUCCUUGCACCAGAAAAUGCCGGCGGUUAACUUUUGCUCAUCAAAGAUGGCAUUUUGUGAUUCAAGAUUGUAUCUUGAAACACUUUCGCCUCUUGGGUUAAUGAUGUACCAGGUUGACUCAGGGUAUUGGGAACAUAUACCUGCAAAGUUCCCACGAUCUUUAUUAGACGGGUAUUUGGUUGCGGGCACCCAAAAGCGUUUGUUUUUGGUCGGACGAGUCGGGCUUUACAGUACGCUUCAAAGUAUGAGGAUUUGGGAGUUGGAUCAUUCAAAACCAAUGUGGGUUGAAGUAACAAGAAUGCCACCAAGAUUCUUUAGAGCUCUUUUGAGGUUAUCUGCAGAGCGAUUCGAGUGUUUUGGGCAGGAUAAUUUGAUUCUUUUUACGUCGUGGAAUCAAGGGAAAGGUCUUCUUUAUGAUGUCGAUAAAAAGCAAUGGUCUUGGAUUGCUGGUUGUGGUCUUCGGUUGCAUAACAGUCAAGUGUGUUUCUAUGAGCCAAGAUUCGAUGCUUCAAUCUACUGAAGAAACGGGCAAAGAUCAAUGUGGGCUCAAGCCUCUUUAUGAUCGGUUUCUCGACAAGGAGAUAGACCGCAUGCACAACUGUAAGAAAUUUUAGUUUCUUAUAUUGAAACUCUUGUAUACUUCUUGAAAAUUGGUUAUACUUGCAAGAUUUCUCAAGAUUGUUAGUCGUUUUGUA
Cynara cardunculus var. scolymus (artichoke) is the source of this 2014-nucleotide messenger RNA. RefSeq names its product F-box/kelch-repeat protein At5g15710-like. Gene Ontology annotation, molecular function: protein binding. The record is from RefSeq and is a predicted model, not a curated record. The transcript has a single exon. NCBI's taxonomy places the organism in Eukaryota, Viridiplantae, Streptophyta, Magnoliopsida, Asterales, Asteraceae. The coding region runs from base 544 to 1839 and encodes 431 amino acids.